Messenger RNA from Hypanus sabinus (Atlantic stingray), 4642 nucleotides. RefSeq lists its product as uncharacterized. The transcript has 13 exons. The coding region runs from base 109 to 4026 and encodes 1305 amino acids. The record is from RefSeq and is a predicted model, not a curated record. NCBI's taxonomy places the organism in Eukaryota, Metazoa, Chordata, Chondrichthyes, Myliobatiformes, Dasyatidae.
ACUCACAGCCCACGUCCCUAUUUAAUCAGCUGCGGCUCCGGACAAAGCCGGCCUGAGCUGAAGCCGCCGAUCUCAACAGUGUCCAAGUCCGGCUCAGUGUUCAGGGCGAUGGGGGUCGUUCCGUAUCUCUGUCUCCUCCUGUCUUGUCUGGCAGGCGUGCGGUCCGACAUCGUGCUGACACAGCCCGAGUCAGCGGUGGUAAAGCCCGGACAGUCUCACACACUGACCUGUGCGGUCAGUGGGUUCAGCCUCAGCUACUAUAGCAUGCACUGGGUGAAACAGGUCCCCGGGAAAGGGCUGGAGUGGCUGGCGUAUAUAUCGAGUGGUGGUAACAAGUAUUACGUGCCUGGAGUCCAGAGCCGGUUCACCAUUUCCAAGGGCCACAGCACCGUCUAUCUGCAAAUGACCAGCCUGAGACUGGACGACACGGCCACCUAUUACUGUGCGAGAGACACAGUGAGAGAGACCGGGACUGGACCGGGACAAAAACCCAGCGAGAGCGCCUGCCCUUCGGGCGCCGAGGGAAAGGGCAGCAGUGAUCGCCACAGCCGUAUCCCGGUCGUUCUGGGCCACAUCCGCUCGUCCACGCAAUGGAAGGCGGGUUGUCAGCGGGGAUUCCCGAGAAGAGAUGCUGGAUGGAUGGGCCGAGGGGCCGGCCGGCUCUGGGAUCCACUGGAUUUCGGGCUGGAUGUGAUGAAGGCGGUUUGUGACCUGUGUUUUGCUGAGAUUAUUGGAUGUGACGGGCAAGUGAAGUUACUGCACUGGGUGAAUGGGGAGACGGGGCACUGUGACUAUCUUGGCUACUGUGGCGGAGGAACCUCGCUGACAGUGACUUCAGAUGUCAAAUCCAUGCCAUCAGUCUACAUCACCUCGUCCACCAGCACAGAAACUCAACAAGACGUCAGCCUCCUCUGCUUGGUGAAGGACUUUGAGUCUACUAGCAUCACUUCAACAUGGUCCACUGACACUGGAGAGAUCACAGCUGGGAUCAAGCAGAGCCCAGUAGUCCUGGGGCAAAAUAUGAAGUACAUGAUGAGCAGCUUGCUCCGAGUUCCUGCAGCAGAUUGGAACAGCAACAAAGUCUACACCUGCAAGGCAGGGUACAAGCCAGACAAAAUAAAACAAGCUGAAGUGCAGAGACGUCAAGUCAGAACUCAGCCUCCAGAGAUCAGUUCCCUUGUUCCAACCUUGAAGGAUGUCCACAGUCAACAACAAGCUAUCCUGGGCUGUUUGAUAUCCGGAUUUUAUCCCAACCAGAUACAGGUUUCCUGGAGAAAAGCUGGAUCCAUUCAAAUGGGUACCACUCUCCCCUCGACAAUGAGAAACUGCUCAACCUUUGAAACCAUCAAUUACCUGACGGUGCCGAUGGACCAGUGGACCAGUGGAGACAAGUACACUUGUGAAGUGACCCACACACCUUCCAAUUUCCAGAAAAGCAUCAACGUGACAUAUCAAAGUGAAUUGUUUGUCUUUAUUCAAAACCCUGACAUUGAAGAGAUGUGGAUCGACAAGACUGCUACCGUGAAGUGCACGGUUAUCUGUACAGAUCCCGAAGAUAUCGACAUCUCUUGGCACGUGGGCGGGAAGGAGAAAACAAAUGGAAUUCACACCCAUCAAGCGGAGAGGGACGGGUCCCAAUCCAGAGUGCUCAGCGAACUCCAGAUCAGUGUGGAGGAGUGGUUCAGUGGGGUAGAGUACGAGUGCUCUGCUCAGGGAUCUCCUUCAUCUUCCCGAGUGUCAGCACGGACCAAUAGUACCAAAGUCGAGAUAAAAAGUCCCAAGGUCAGACUGCUGCCUCCACCUCAGGAAGAGACCAAGAAAAGGAAAACGGCCACACUGGAGUGUGUGGUCUCCGGAUUCUACCCGGACCAAAUAAAUGUUAUCUGGGAGAAAGACAACACCGUGAUCAACACCAACACCAGCGCUACACCGACCUCUCUGGAGCAGGGGUGGACUUUCAGUACCAGACACUUCCUGACUGUGAGUUUACAGGAGUGGAAGACAGAAUCAGUCUUCAGCUGUACCGUGAUUCAUCGUCCCUCCAACACCCGUAUCAAGAAGCAAGUGAAGAACGUCCAAGAAUUGUCCGUCUUUAUUCAAAAUCCUUACAUUGAACAGCUGUGGAUCGACAAGACUGCUACUGUGAAGUGCACGGUUAUAUGUACAGAUCCCGAAGAUAUCCACAUCUCUUGGCACGUGGGCGGGAAGGAGAAAACUACAGGAAUUGUCCAACAACAACAGCAGGCGGACAGGUCCCGAUACAGAGUGCUCAGUGAACUCCAGAUCAGCGUGGAGGAGUGGUUAAGUGGGGUAGAGUAUGAGUGCUCCGCUCAGGGAUCUCCUUCAUCUCCCCGAGUGUCUGCACGGACCAAUAGUACCAAAGUCGAGAUAAAAAGUCCCAAGAUCAGACUGCUGCCUCCAUCACAGGAAGAGACCAAGAAUAAGAAAACGGCCACACUGGAGUGUGUGGUCUCUGGGUUCUACCCGGACCAAAUAAAUGUCAUCUGGGAGAAACACAACACCGUGAUCACCUUCAACACCACUGCUACACCGACCGCUCUGGAGCAGGGGUGGACUUUCAGUGCCAGACACUUCCUGACCGUGAGUUUACAGGAGUGGAAUACAGAAUCAGUCUUCAGCUGUACCGUGAUUCAUCGACCCUCCAACACCCGUAUCAAGAAGCAAGUGAAGAACGUCCAAGAAUUGUCAGUCUUUAUUCAAAAUCCCGACAUUGAAGAGAUAUGGAUCGACAAGACUGCUACUGUGAAGUGCACGGUUCUCUGUGCAGAUCCCGAAGAUAUCCACAUCUCUUGGCACGUGGGCAAGAAGGAGAAAACUAAAGGAAUUCACACCCAUCAAGCGGAGAGGGACGGGUCCCGAUACAGAGUGCUCAGUGAACUCCAGAUCAGUGUGGAGGAGUGGUUCAGUGGGGUGGAGUACGAGUGCUCUGCUCAGGAAUCUCCUUCAUCUUCCCGAGUGUCAGCGCAGACCAAUAGUACCAAAGUCGAGAUAAAAAGUCCCAAGGUCAGACUGCUGCCUCCAACUCAGGAAGAGACCAAGAAAAGGAAAACAGCUACACUGGAGUGUGUGGUCUCUGGGUUCUACCCGGACCAAAUAAAUGUCAUCUGGGAGAAAGGCAGCACCGUGAUCACCUCCAACACCAGCGCUACAUCGACCACUCUGGAGCAGGGGUGGACUUUCAGUGCCAAACACUUCCUGACCGUGAGUUUACAGGAGUGGAAGACAGAAUCAGUCUUCAGCUGUACAGUGAUUCAUCCCCCCUCCAACACCCGUAUCAAGAAGCAAGUGAAGAACGUCCAAGAUGACUGUUCAGAUACCCACCCCUCAGUCACUUUAAGCAAACCUUCCUUCGAAGAGAUCUGGACGAAAAGGACAGCGACCAUUCUGUGUGAGGUGGUUCACAGUGAUUUACUGGGAUUCAGUGUAACCUGGCAGGUGGAUGGAAGGAAGGAAGAUGGGGUGAGGACUCUGGGUCCAGACAGCAAUGGAGGUGAAGACAAGAUCACCAGCAGACUGACAGUCCCUGCUGCAGACUGGAACAAUGGGGCUGAGUACUCGUGUGUGAUAGAAGACAAGAGUUUGCCAACACCGGUGAAGAAAUCCAUCAGGAAGAACACAGGUGGUGUUGUGACUCGUCCUCAGGUCUACCUCCUCCCACCUUCAUCGGAUGAGGUAGACACCGAUCAGACUGGGACCUUGAUGUGCCUGGUCACCAAGUUCUCUCCCGCAGACAUCUAUGUGGCCUGGAUGGCCAAUGACACCCUUCUGAAGACAGGGUUUGUGAACCAGCCGGUGACCACGGACCCCAGAAAAGGCUGGAACACAAUGACCAGUCAGCUGAAGGUUUCUCCUGAGGAGUGGAAGAGCGGCACCACUUUCUCCUGUGUGGUGGGUCAUGAGUCGCUCACAACCAACCUGUUCCGAAGCAUCAAUAAAUCUCACAGCAAACCCACCCUGGUCAACGUCUCACUUGUUCUGACUGAUAGUUUUAAAUCUUGUGUGUAACACUGUGUGAUUCAAUCCAUGAAACCCUAGUUUUGUUAGUUUUAUGAUUAUUAGUUAUCAGAGAGGAUUAUUUAGCUGUUUAAAACAUGAUAAAAAGCUGGACCUUUUAAAAUAAUUAAAAAUGAAAUUAAGAUCUAGAACCAAAUUAAACAAUAAACAUGAUUCAGCCCAAAUCUCUGAAUUUGUGUGUACAUUCUCAGACCUUCUUCUGCCAUGCUUGAAUGGAUUUCAACCCUGUGUGGGAUGGCACAAUGUAUUAAAUCUUUGUAUCUGUCAAUGUACCGAUCCAAGUUCAAUAAAUAUGACAUAAGUAUGUCUUGGUUGUGAUUUUUGGUGAUGGAAAAUAAGGAACUUUCAACAUGAGGUGGGGUGGGUGACGCACACUCAGGGAGAAAUAGUAAUCUUUGUAUCUAUGGUGUCUAAACCCUUCCUGCAUCUGGAAUCCCAACAAUCAGCUGUCAACAAAUGGUCAGAGAAAUUUGAACCUACGGCCAUCUGACAAAGAGUUGAGAGUGCCAACCACUGACCAGACAAUAUAUUUGUGUCAAAGAUGUCAGAUCACUGUUUGAGGACUCCUUGUCCCCACUAACUUGGCUGCUCCUCAUCUCGUGCCUGU